CCAGUCAUCUAAAGACAAUGUCCCGAUGGCGUAGCUGCUUCUUGCGCUGGCAGACUGCAGCCUUCCCCUGCCUGGUGCUCUGCUACAUCCUCUUCUUGAUUGUGGGGGGGCUGGUGUUCAGGGCGCUGGAGAUGCCUGUGGAGAAGAAGCUGCAGGUCGAGGUGGAAGAACUGUGGAGGACUUUUCUGAGGGAGAAUCCAUGUGUCCAAGAGUCCAAACUGCAACAUCUGUUGGGGAAAGCCCUGUCCGCCCACCACACCAACGUGGCCGUGCUUCAGGCUGAGGAGGACGAGAGGCACUAUGACUUCACCUCGUCGCUAUACUUUGUCAUCGUCACCCUCACCACCAUGGGUUCCGAUGUUUACUACCCUCAGUCAGAUGAGUCCAAGUUCUUCUGCUUGGUGUACUGUGUCAUUGGCAUCCCCCUGACUCUGUUCCUCUUGGGGCUCCUCUCAGAGACCCUCCUCAUGCCUGUGGUGACCUAUGCCCCUGUCAGGCACCUCCACUCAUUCUGGGGCAUGUCCCUCUCCCGGGCGGCCCUGCUCCAUGCCUCUGUGCUCUUUGUGCUGGUGCUGGGCCUGCUCUUCCUCCUCCCUGCCCUCCUCAUCUCCGCUGUAGAACCAGACUGGAGCUUCCUGGAUGCCCUCUUCUUCUGUUUUGUGGUCCUGAGCACGGUGGGACAAGGCGGGUGUGCACUGGGGAGGAACUGGAGUCUGAACGCAAGGGAGGCGCUGGAGCUGCUCACUACAUGUUACCUACUGCUUGGUUUGAUAGUGAUUUUUACUCUGAAGAACACCAUCCUGGAGGUACCCCAGGUGCAGGCCCUGCUCCGGCUGCUCUCUGGGCCUCAGUGCUCAGAGGAGGACAUGCUCUGUCUCCAUGAGCUGAGCUUGGAGAGUGUGGAGGGUCCAGAGGAGGAGCUGCAGUACUCUACAGCCAUCUGCACAAUAUCCUCAAGUGUAUGACAAGACCUGAGUGAGCCAAUGAAUCACACACACACAGCAAACCUUUGAUAGUGUGCUAAUGUGAUGUUUGUAUAAACUUGCAACUCUAAAAAAGUAAAUAUGUAGAAGUACUGUUUAUUACCAUGGAUAUUUUAGUUAUGGUUGUAACAUCAGCAUCUUUGACUAUCAGUAGAAGGCUAAACAUGUUCUGUUGGUUUUACUGAUACAACACUGAUGUAAAAAAAUAUAUAUAUUUAUGUUUUAUUUUUGGGAUUGUUCAAUCAGAAAGCAGACUGAGCCUCUCACUUUGCAUCGUCAGAACCUAUGACUUAACCAGUUGGCAAAAACCCAAACGAGGUACUCAUUCUUUGAUAUAGCUUUUGCAUUUUCUUAGUAUUUGGCAGCCAGUCACAUCCUGAGCUCCACUGUGAUGGUAAAACUACAUUUUACAGGGACAUACAAAUAUUCAGACCAGAGUACAAGCUGUUUACUUUCUGCUCAGGUUUGGUGAUUGUCUGCCUAAUGCUGUUUUAUGCACGAGGCAAUAGUCCCCAUUGUGCCCAGUAGUGCCAGCUCUGAGUAAACACAGAAGUCAAACGCUGAGCUCACACUGAGGUCACACAGCCCUGCAAGUCACUGCUUUGUCCUCAGUUGUCUUAUAUUCUUGGCAAAUUUAUGACAAAUAUUUUAAAAUACGUAUUAUAUUACAUGGUUUAAAUCAUUGCUAAAACCACCAGAAAUCUUAUGUAAUACUGUAAAAUGGUUCAAAGAUGACAGACAUUUGUACAUAUUUAGUUCACUGGUAUGCUGGUAUGGUCAUUGGGUUUCAAAAUACCACCAACUGAUGUAUUCCAGUAUCAUGGGACACUUUAUGACAGGACUUUAUGAGCUGUUACUACAACAUCAACCAUUAGUGAUUCAACCACUCACUCAUUCACUUUCAGAAAGCGGUAGACUUGGCCGCUCAUUGGUUUACUGUAAGCAGUCACAACAUACAGUAACUGGACACAGAGUCACGUCCGCACUCAUUUGAAUACAAAAGCCUUAUGAGAGUUCUGUUGAGUCCAGCUGAGUCAGAGCCAAAGGCCUCAUUGUCCACCUCCUCUGCAGUAGCCUACUCUGUCGCUCAGUUGUGAGUGAUAGUCAUCGUAACCUCAUGACAGGAAACCACAAAUGACAAUUGCCACACAAAGACUGAGGCGAAAAUAGCUUUACUGUAGGACAGGUACUCUGCAUGUUAGCAGAACUAGGCAAGACAAGUAUUUUUGUACAGCACAAUUCAUACACAAAGUAAUUCAAAGUGCUUUACAGAAUAAGAAACACAUUAAAAUCACAAUAAAAACAAAUCAAAACAUAUAAUCAUCAUAGAAUUAAAAAGAGAGAGAGACAUUAAAUUAGAGAGACGAAUGUAGAAUGAAAACCUUUCAGUCAGACGCACAGGAAAACUUAACUAAACCAACUAAACAGGCCUUUAUAUGUCAGUAAAAAGUAAGUGGUUAUGGGGGUGCGUGAUAUGACAAAAAGAUCUUUCCUCUACAAAUUUAGAUUUUCAAUUUUCUUAUAUUUUGAUUUAUUCAGUUUUUGACUCCAUUUUAUUUUGUCAAAUAAAUAACUAAUAAUAUUCUUAUCCUGUGAACAUAAAGAAAAUACAGAUUAGGGGUGUGCAAAAAUCUCAAAAUAUUGUAUCAUUUAAUGUGAUGAUAUAGUAUCGAUAUCGUGGGCUGCUCUAUUGAUAUAUCGCCAAGAGUAUUUUUUGGUAUUUUUUAGAAACCACAUUGGUAUUUUUUAUUGAUACUGUAUAGAAAUGACUAAGGCAGACAGUGAUUUUGGACUCUAACAAGCAUUCUGAGAGGCUGAGGCAGGGCAGGGUGAUGCAGCAGUGGCAGGAGAGUAAAGUUAGGCAGAUAUCACAAUUUGGCCAAAAAAAUGACUUAGGCAAUUAUACUAUUAGGCUAACGAUAUAUAUUUGACUAAAUAAUUGUGUUACAGUGCUACAGUUUUGUUGCUUGUUUAGAGGAAGGAAACUCAUCAGUCAUUUGACAUUUUCACUUUUCUGAUGAUUAAAAUGUGUGUGUUUCAUAUUCACUUUGCACAGGAAGUGGUUUAACAAAGACUUUUAGAAUUACAGUCAUGAUUUAGCAUUUAUUUUUUAUUGAAUCAUACUGAAUCAAUUUGAAAUCUAUCGAAUCAAAAAACUCACUGUAUCAAGAUAUGUAUCAUAUCGUGGCCUAUGUAUCAAGGUAUCGUAUCGGCAACUUCUUAAUGAUAACCAGCCCUAAUACAGACUUUUAAUCAGCCAUUUCGCUUUAUAUAUAUUUAUUUAUUGAAGAAUUGCUCUUU
This is a messenger RNA of Boleophthalmus pectinirostris (great blue-spotted mudskipper), 3284 nucleotides long. It is a transcript of the gene kcnk7, whose product is annotated as potassium channel, subfamily K, member 7. The coding region runs from base 18 to 965 and encodes 315 amino acids. Gene Ontology annotation, cellular component: membrane. The record is from RefSeq and is a predicted model, not a curated record. Gene Ontology annotation, molecular function: potassium ion leak channel activity. NCBI's taxonomy places the organism in Eukaryota, Metazoa, Chordata, Actinopteri, Gobiiformes, Gobiidae. Gene Ontology annotation, biological process: potassium ion transmembrane transport; stabilization of membrane potential. The transcript has 3 exons.